UGUUAUGUGUUUCAGAGUGGAGAAGACGAGAGAGAGUGAGUGAGUGAGUGUGUGCGUGUGAGGGAGAGGGAGAGAAAGAGCCAAGAAGCAGACCAGAAAAUAACUGCACAACACUCACAAAUACACACAGACACAGUAUAAGCAAGAAUGGCUGCAGUAUUCAUGGCAACAAACAUGGCGGGGAAAGCAAGGUCCUCCAAUUUUACGUUGUCUGAAAAGCUGGAUUUGUUAAAGCUGGUCAAACCCCACAUUAGGAUUCUGGAGGAGCACACCAACAAACAUGCGGUGAUCGUGGAUAAGAACAAGUGCUGGGACAGCAUUGCAGAGCAGUACAACACCCUGGGGGGCGACAGGCCUCCUCGCACUGCGCAAGGCCUCCGCACGCUCUACAAGAGGCUGAAGGAGAGCGCCAAGCAGGAGAUGGUGCAGCGCAAGCAUGCCCAGCCCGAGUAUCGAGGCAGCAUCUCUGAACCCACCAAAAGAGUGAUGGAAAUGAUCCCCCAUCUCUUCAGGCCCAUCCAUGACAAGGACCACAAUGCCUUGCCGAGGAUGAUCUACAAACAUGAUUCCUCUAUUGAACAGCCAGGAAGCUCUUCCUCUCUGCCAACUAUUUCAGACUACCAGCCUGCCUCAGUCACUGUGAGACUGGAUCAGGAGAUAGAUGUGAAGCCUCCUCCCGAGCUCACCAUUCUGUCGACAAGAAUCGAGGGGGACCAGGAAGAAGAUGAAGAUGUGGUGUCUGUGCAUGGCCUUGACGGAUCCAUCUCCCCAUGUCCUUCCUCUAUCAACUUGGCCGUGACCAUGUCUCCGUCUCCCAUUCCAAUGAAAAGGGAUAUCUAUUCCAGAGCUGAAAGCUUUAGGCAUCUGACUGGCAUUGAACAUGAAACACUGCAGCUAUCCAAGGCAGAGCAUGAACUGGUCAUGGACAAUCACAGGAAGAUGGGUCUGUAUAUUGAGGAGAAACGGGAGGGACUGAAAAGGAAGCAGCAGCUGGAAGAAGAGCUGCUAAAGGGUAAAAUCAAAGUAGAGAAACUAAAAGCAGCAAGACUCCGACAUGGGCUUCCAAUACCACACAUGUGAUCCUUACGGGAUGCUUUUGUAUAGAUUGUACAGACUAUAGCCACUGAAAAGAUCCAUUAUGUCUUUAUCAGUUCUUUUAUUGUCGACCCAAUACAGUGCAGCCUAAGAUAUAUAAAUAUUUAGAAGGCCUGGCCAUUUAUGAUUAUUUCCAUUUCAUAAAAGAGAAAUGUAAAGUUAUUUUUUCUACAGUAAAAUCAAAACAAAAAAAAAACAUUGUGUAUGCAGUGUAGACCAAAGAUUGCUGCAUCAUACAGUAGUAGAACAUAGUAAAUUACAGCUUACAUGUCCACAGAUAGUGUGUGUGUGUGUGUGUGUGUGUGUAUAUAUAUAUAUAUAUAUAUAUAUAUAUAUAUAUAUAUAUAUAUAUAUAUAUAUAUAUAUAUAUAUAUCCAUGUUGUAUUAUUUAAGCAUUUUAUUUCACUCAUUGACAUUUAGGUACCAAACACCGUUUGCAUUCUGCAUUAAGUUUGGCACCAUUGGUUGUCCAUAGGGUGUUACUACAUGGAUAUUAUGAAGCAAAGGAAAGUUAAAGGAAGUUAUUGCUUUUCAUUUAUAAAUAUCAUAUAUAAAUAUCUGUAACGUCUGUUAUGUUAAUGUUACUAUAUCAUUACCAAAACACAUGCACAUGAUAUUUUCAUAUCACAAAUAUUGUGUGUGUGUGUGGUUGGGGCGGGCACGACAUUUGCUCUCCAAUUUAAAAUGUAUUUUAGGUGAGUAAAUAUUACCUUGAAGUCAUGAGUACUUUCAAUAAAUACUGUACAUGCUAACUUAUCCUGUUAAGCAAAUAAACACACAGAAACAGAACUUUUUAUUUGAAUUCCAAUGCUGCAGAUGGAAUAUACUUAACAACAGAAUAGUGUUUACCUUCCAAAAAUGUUGAUGACAGAUAGGUAAAUUGGUAGGUUAGGUUGAGCAGGAUGAAGGCAGUGCUGAGAAAUCCAAAAUCAAGAAUCCAGUCGAGGUACAAGAAGCUGGAUAACAUGCAAACUCAAGCUGUGCAGCAAAAUUGCUAUGUGUAUUUGUUAUGCAUUACAUUUAAAUAUCAUGCAUAAUUCAUAUUUAUUCAAUAUGUAAAACACCCUUUACUCAGCUUAUCUGGAGCACUG
Acipenser ruthenus (sterlet) is the source of this 2186-nucleotide messenger RNA. RefSeq names its product fibrinogen silencer-binding protein-like. The coding region runs from base 148 to 1080 and encodes 310 amino acids. The record is from RefSeq and is a predicted model, not a curated record. The transcript is spliced from 2 exons. NCBI's taxonomy places the organism in Eukaryota, Metazoa, Chordata, Actinopteri, Acipenseriformes, Acipenseridae.